This is a messenger RNA of Schistosoma curassoni, 1758 nucleotides long. Lineage: Eukaryota; Metazoa; Platyhelminthes; Trematoda; Strigeidida; Schistosomatidae. The record is from the annotation of a GenBank genome assembly.
AUGGAAUUAGUUGUGUACGAGGUCCACCCUCACAUUGCAUUAUUGCGUGAGUUAUGCGGUGAGACCCAUGAAGAAUCACUGUCUGAUGACUCAGACAAUGAAAGCUACUUAAAAAGUCUUGAUCCAAAAAACUGGAAAAGUCAGGAUCAUUAUUCUGUUUUGGGGCUCAGAAAAAAACGCUAUCUUGCUUCUUCUGACGAUAUCAGGAAAGCAUAUCGCAGAAAAAUUUUGAGUCAUCACCCUGACAAACGUCGUUCAAAGGGGGAGUUUAUUCAAGAUGAAAAACUGGAUUACUUUUCAUGCAUAACUAUAGCAUACGAAAUACUUGGAAAUCCCGUCAAACGUCUUGCGUAUGAUAGUGUGGAUCCAGUCGUCGUAGAUGAUUCAGUUCCUACCAUCAGUGAAAUCAAGUCCAACUUCUUCACUUCAUUGGGAAACUUUUUUAAUCGUAAAUCUAGGUGGUCUAAAAAGCAACCUACUCCUCACCUUGGUAACAGUCUAACUGAUAUAGAUGAAGUCCUCAAGUUUUAUGACUUCUGGGAAGAAUAUGAUACCUGUCGUGAUUACUCAUAUCUAGAUGAAGAAGAUAAGGAAAAAGGUGAAGAUCGAGAAACAAGACGUGCAAUAGAGAGACAAAAUCGUAUUGAACGAGCACGUCGAAGGAAUGAAGAAGUAAGCAAUGUUCGGAACAUAGUCCUUCUUGCUAAAGAAAAUGAUCCAAGAAUUCUAGCUGCAAACAAGGCUGCUCGUGAUGCUAAGGAAGCAAAACGUCAGGCUCGUUUAGUUGCUGUACAAAAACGACGUGAAAUGGAGGAAGAGCAACGAAAACGUGAAGCUGAGGCUGCUGCACUUGCCCGUGCUGCUAGUGAGGAGCGUCGGAGGUCGGAAGCUGAACGUAUUCGCAAGGAACGUGAUCUAAAUCGUAGUGAGGCUAAACGUGAAAGGCGUCAAUUACGGAGUAUCCUUGUCGAGCAACUCAAUUACUUUGUAGAUGAUAAAAUUGAUACAUCUGAAGUGGGUUCUCAUCAAGUCAAAAUUUUAGCCGAUAUGGAUUUGUUAUGUCAGCGUUUGUCGAAUGCUCAAUUGCAUGAAUUAAAUGAAUAUUUGGAGCAGGCCGGUACCCCUGAUAAAGCGCAUUGUAUUUUCUCAGCCAAGGUAGAAUCAGUUAAACACGAGCUUCAAGCAAAUAAUCUGCAAUCACAAACUAAACUAAGACCUGAAAACAGUCCUAGUACAGACAGCCAAACUAAUGCUUCUAAGUGGACAACAGAAAUGAUCCAGGUUUUGGUUAAAGCAGUUAAUAUUCUUCCAGCUGGAACACCUAAACGCUGGGAAGCGAUAGCUGCUUAUGUAAAUCAACAUAUUAGUGGUGUCUCUGUGUCUGGUAAAGAUGUUUUAAAGCAAGCAAAACUCUUAAAAGAGGAAGAUUCCAAUUUGCGUAAAACAGCCAAUACUAAAGCAUUUGAUUCAUUUACCAAUUCUGUUAAAGAAACUGAUGCUGUCAAAAAUGUGACAAUUACAACCCAAUUAGAAGCUGAAGUAUCUCGUCCUUGGACAGUUAUUGAACAACGUGCCUUAGAACAAGCCCUCAAGACUUAUCCAAGUAAUGCUGGAGAUUCUGGUUCGGAUGAUCGUUGGCAACUUAUUGCGAAUGUUGUCGGUACUCGUACUCGACGUGAAUGCAUAAUAAGGUGUAAAGAGUUAGCAGAACAGGUUCGCGCUAAAAAGGCUGCUUUGGCUGCGGCCAAGAAAUCUUGA